GACGCGGGGUUGGUGGGGCAGUGGGAGGGCUGGGCCAGAACCUGGUGGGUAACGUUUCCCAGACCUUCUCCUCCAUCCCUUCCGCUCACUCGGAGGGAUGGUGAAGCCCGGUUCCUGGGGACCCGACUCGGAGGGAAGUCCUUUUCAGAACCUCCACAGCGCCGCACGGGUGGAGAAGGGUUCUUGUUUGGCCUCCGGGUCCCCAACUUCCCACCCCCAUCCUCUCCCGACCUGUCACUGGGAACUUUCUGAAAAUAUCUGAGUCUGAAUCUCACUUUUCACCUUUAGAUAGGAGAAAUGAGCCUUCCUGAGGAAGAAAUGCAAAUAUUAUUGUGCAUCUCUUCAGCCUCAGCACAGACAAGCCCACAUCCCCCAACCAUGCCAGUAUCGUAACUUCCUCCUGUACUACGCAAUGACACCCUCUACACACACACACACACACACACACACACACACACACACGCCCCUCAGACAGGGAACACUUCAGUCUUCAGUGUUUGUGGAGGCUUACUGAGUUUUGAGGCUUCAAGCAAAUGAUUCCCUCUUGGGGGCUACCUACUAGCAGCAGGCGUCUGGGAGAGGAGGAGAAUACAGUCUGUGAUGUGACUCAGGCAUCCAGAAGUCCAGGUAAUCAGGCCUGGGCCCUCAAAUUUGGAGCUCCUGCCCCUCGGGGUUUCUUGUUGGGGCAGCUUCAAUAUUCUAGGGACAUAGCUAUUUCCUGAGUAAUGGUCGACUUACAUGACUUGGAAUAUGAGCAAAAUGCUUACGUGAAAAAAGGAAACUUUAAAUACUAACACAGACUUGAAAAUAUUUGUCUCUUGGUUAAAAUUUUAGUAUUUGAUGUUUAAAAUUAGAUCCAGAGAGCCAGAAGCUCUAAGAUUUUGUGGAAUGGACUAAGGAUGGGUGUCUAGGGUCUGACCGUGCCCCUAAGAGAGUAAUUCUCUCACUAUGCCCCAGUUUCCUCCUCUGUAAAAUACAAGGGUUGGUGACUCCCGGCUCUGUGGAUGUUCUAAGGUUCUCUGCCUCCAAGUCAGCUUCUUCCUUUCUCACCCCAAGUGGGUAGGGGAGGGCAGGGAAACCAGAGGAGGGAAGGGAAGGGUGAGUCACAAAUAGCUGGCAGGCUGGCAGCAGACCCCACCCUCCCAGCCCUGGCAUUCGCCUAGACUAGCCCAGGUUGUAGCCUCAGGGUUGGGAUGGACCUGGAGGAAAAAACUGGACUUGUUCCAGGUCUUUGAGGCCCUAGGAUCUUGAAGUUUGCUGCCUUUCAGCUCCAGAGAUAGCUAAACUUUCAGUCAGAGAAGUCAAGAGAACCACUGAAAAGAUCCCAGGAGCACUCAUGUCCAAAAUUCCAGCCCAGGGGUGUCCUUGAACCCUGAGAGUCUAGUUCUAGCCACCACAUCAUCCUCCCAGAGGCAAAGUUCAGGAUCCUGAUACUACAUGUUUGCACCUGACAGAUAUAUUAAUAACAAGGGGUAACAUGUGCAACUGGGCUUCACUGAUGCUGGAACUCCCUGAAAUUUAUGACUUCCUGGCUCAAAGACAUCAUUUUUUCUAAUCUCCAGAAAUGUUCCCCUAGGUACUACCCUUGUGUAAUAAUGUUAAUAGCUGAUGUUUAUUGAGUUCUUACUCUGUGCCAUGAUGUUUGCUAAGUACAUUGCAUGUAUCAUCUUAUUUAAUGCCCAUAUUGCAGCUGAUUUCUGUAGGUGCCCACUUUACUGAUGAGAAAACUGAGGUUCGGGGAGAUGAAAGGACCUCUCAAGGAGCUAGGAUUGUGAUCCUUGCCUGUCCAAUUUGCAAGUCCAUUCUCUUAACUUUUACUAUAUAGUACUUCUCCAGGCUUGAGAACUAGAGAGCUAGGGAGGGGCUAGAAAGAGUUGGAUCAUUGUAAAAAGAGAGGCAGAGAAGAAGCCUGUCCUCUCUCCUUUGCAUUGUAACUUGUUCACUCCCUCCCUGUCACUUUCUCCCUCAGAUUCCAUUUUCUAGAACUUUGGAGUCAUCUUAGAAUCCCCAGGGGAAAUCAGAGAGGCUAAUUAAGCUAAAGAGGCCCCAUUAACCGUAAGACUAUUAGUCUUCAUUAGAUCUGUUGGCAGCAGAAGUUGGACUAUUGUCAUUGAAAAGUGCGGGAUGGGUACAGUUCUUUCUCUAGGAUGUCAGAUCCCAGAACCCUCUUCUAAGUGUUCCAAGGAGAGCUGCUGGAACAGGAAUGGUGUGCUGCAUAAAAGUGGAGAGCAGAGAUGUCCCAAGGGCAGAGCCUGCAGAGAAGGUUCUUUUUUUUUUUUUUAAAGACGUGGUUUCACCAUGUUGGUCAGGCUGGUCUUGAACUCCCGACCUCAGGUGAUCCACCCGCCUUGGCCUCCAAAGUGCUUGGAUUACAGGCAUGAGCCACCAUGCCUGGCCGAGAAGGUCCGUGCACCAUCAGAAAGGAAAGGAGUUGGCCUAUUCUUGAACACCCAAACUAAUUCCCUAACCCAGCAAACCCUAAAUGAGUGGGUGGAGAUUGGAGUAUUUGAGGGGGUACUCAAGAAGUGCUUUUCAGCAUCAUUAAUUCAUUUAACAAAUAUUUAUUUAGCACCUACUCUAUGUACUACAAAUUAUCUCCUUACUUUCAGGUGGAUACUCUGGCAUCCCAUUCCCAUGUAACCAUAUUUGGAUUAAUAGCCCCAAAUUAUGAAUCCUCAGCUUUACGCAAUCAUUUGUACAACCAAUAUUGAGCACCCACUACAUACUGGGAAGGAUGUCCCAGGCAGACAGAACAAUAAGUCUCAUAGCCCUGAGCAGGGAAGAGCUUGGCAUGCCUGAGGAAUAGAAAGGAGAGCAGUGAGACCAGAUGGCUGGGUGUGAGGAGAGAGUGGAACAAGAGGAGAGUAGAGUGACAGGCAGAGGCACUACCACAUGGCCUUGGGCUGGAGGCUUGGAUUUUCCAUCUAUCAACUACCUUAGGAAAUCCAAGCUACUCUGAGCGCGUUUCCUUCUCUGUAGAUUGGUUAUGCCAAUAAUUUCCUAUGUCUCAGGAUUUGAUUCAAAUUAGGAUGUUAUUCUAAAUGUCAGGCAUUAUACAAGCCACUUUUCAUAUAUUAUUUUUUUCUUUUAACUUUGAGCACAAAUUUUUCUGAUCAUAUAUUAUUUUAUUUAAGCCACACAACUAAAGGCCGGGCACCGUGGCUCAUGCCUGUAAUCCCAGCACUUUGGGAGGCUGAGGUGGGUGGAUCACAAGGUUAAGAGAUCGAGACCAUCCUGGUCAACAAGGUGAAACCCCGUCUCUACUAAAAAUACAAAAAUUAGCUGGGCAUGGUGGUGUGUGCUUGUAGUCCCAGCUACUCGGGAGGCUGAGGCAGAAGAAUUGCUUGAACCCAGAAGGCAGAGGUUGCGGUGAGCCGAGAUGGUGCCAUUGCGCUCCAGUCUGGGUAACAACAGCGAAACUCUGUCUCAAAAAAAAAAAAAAAAGCCACACAACUGUGAAAGAUGGGUUCUCAGGCCGGGCGUGGUGGCUCACUCCUGUAAUCCCAGCACUUUGGGAGCCCGAGGUGGACAGAGCACGAGGUCAGGAGUUGGAGACCAGCCUGGCCAACAUAGUGAAACCCCAUCUCAACUAAAAAAAAAAAUACCCAAAAAAAAAAAAAAGAUGGAUUCUCAUUCUCUCCAUUUUACAGAUAUAACUUCCUGAAGUCACACAGUGGUGUCAGAGCUAAGAAUGAAACCCAGAUAUGACAGAUCCUAGCUCUGUUCCAAAACCGUGCUAUAUUGUGUUAACGCCUACCCUCUGAAAAGGUCCAAGCAUCGGAAGUACUACUACCAAGUUGCCUUUCUGGCCAUCCUUGAGAAAAACAGACAGAUGGCCAAGGAGAGGGGCCUAAUAAGCCCCAGUGAUUUUGCCCAGCUGCAAAAAUACAUGGAAUACUCCACCAAAAAGGUCAGUGAUGUCCUAAAGCUCUUUGAGGAUGGCGAGAUGGCUAAAUAUGUCCAAGGAGAUGCCAUUGGGUAUGAGGGAUUCCAACAAUUCCUGAAAAUCUAUCUGGAAGUGGAUGACGUUCCCAGUCAUCUAAGCCUGGCACUGUUUCAAUCCUUUGAGACUGGUCACUGCUUAAAUGAGACAAAUGUGACAAAAGACGUGGUGUGCCUCAGUGAUGUCUCCUGCUACUUUUCUCUUCUGGAGGGUGGUCGGCCAGAAGACAAGUUAGAAUUCACCUUCAAGCUGUACGACACGGACAGAAAUGGGAUCCUGGACAGCUCAGAAGUGGAAAAAAUUAUCCUACAGAUGAUGCGAGUGGCUGAAUACCUAGAUUGGGAUGUGUCUGAACUGAGGCCGAUUCUUCAGGAGAUGAUGAAACAGAUUGACUAUGAUGGCAGUGGCUCUGUCUCUCAAGCUGAGUGGGUCCGGGCUGGGGCCACCACCGUGCCACUGCUUGUGCUGCUGGGCCUGGAAAUGACUCUGAAGGACGAUGGACAGCACAUGUGGAGGCCCAAGAGGUUCCCCAGACCAGUGUACUGCAAUCUGUGCGAGUCCAGCAUUGGUCUUGGCAAACAGGGGCUGAGCUGUAACCUCUGUAAGUACACUGUUCACGACCAGUGUGCCAUGAAAGCUCUGCCUUGUGAAGUCAGCACCUAUGCCAAGUCUCGGAAGGACAUUGGUGUCCAAUCACAUGUGUGGGUGCGAGGAGGAUGUGCGUCCGGGCGCUGCGACCGCUGUCAGAAAAAGAUCCGAAUCUACCACAGUCUAACCGGGGUGCACUGUGUAUGGUGCCACCUAGAGAUCCACGAUGACUGCCUGCAAGCGGUGAGCCAGGAGUGUGACUGUGGGCUUCUCCGGGAUCACAUCCUGCCUCCAUCUUCCAUCUAUCCCAGUGUCCUGGCCACUGGAUCGGAUCGUAAAAACAGCAAAACAAGCCAGAAGACCAUGGAUGAUUUGAGCACCUCUGAGGCUCUGCGGAUUGACCCUGUUCCUAACACCCACCCACUUCUUGUCUUUGUCAAUCCUAAGAGUGGCGGGAAGCAGGGGCAGAGGGUGCUCUGGAAGUUCCAGUAUAUACUAAACCCUCGACAGGUGUUCAACCUCCUAAAGGAUGGUCCUGAGAUAGGGCUCCGAUUGUUCAAGGAUGUUCCUGAUAGCCGGAUUUUGGUGUGUGGUGGAGACGGCACAGUAGGCUGGAUUCUAGAGACCAUUGACAAAGCUAACUUGCCAGUUUUGCCUCCUGUUGCUGUGUUGCCCUUGGGUACUGGCAAUGAUCUGGCUCGAUGCCUAAGAUGGGGAGGAGGGUAUGAAGGACAGAAUCUGGCAAAGAUCCUCAAGGAUUUAGAGAUGAGUAAGGUGGUACAUAUGGAUCGAUGGUCCGUGGAGGUGAUACCCCAACAAACUGAAGAAAAGAGUGACCCGGUCCCCUUUCAAAUAAUCAAUAACUACUUCUCCAUUGGUGUGGAUGCCUCUAUUGCUCAUCGAUUCCACAUCAUGCGAGAGAAAUAUCCUGAGAAGUUCAACAGCAGAAUGAAGAACAAGCUAUGGUACUUCGAAUUUGCCACAUCUGAAUCCAUCUUCUCAACAUGCAAAAAGCUGGAGGAGUCUUUGACAGUUGAGAUCUGUGGGAAACCACUGGAUCUUAGCAACCUGUCCCUAGAAGGCAUCGCAGUGCUGAAUAUCCCUAGCAUGCAUGGUGGCUCCAACCUCUGGGGAGAUACCAAGAGACCCCAUGGGGAUAUCUGUGGAAUCAACCAGGCCUUAGGUGUUACAGCUAAAGUCAUCACUGACCCUGAUAUUCUGAAAACCUGUGUACCAGACCUAAGUGACAAGCGACUGGAAGUAGUGGGGCUGGAGGGCGCAAUUGAGAUGGGCCAGAUCUAUACCAAGCUCAAAAAUGCUGGACGUCGGCUAGCCAAAUGCUCUGAGAUCACCUUCCACACCACAAAAACCCUUCCCAUGCAAAUUGACGGAGAACCAUGGAUGCAGACACCCUGUACAAUCAAGAUCACCCACAAGAACCAGAUGCCCAUGCUCAUGGGCCCACCCCCCCGCUCCACCAAUUUCUUUGGCUUCUUGAGCUAAGGGGGACACCCUUGGCCUCCAAACCAGCCUUGAACCCACCUCCCUCUCCCUGGACUGGAUUCCCGAAGCUUUGUACAUUGCUGCCACACACUCCUGCCAGCUCGGGGAAGUGUUCCUUCACCCUCACAGUAUUUAUUAUCCUGCACCACCACACUGUUCCUCAUGCGCACACAUGUACACACACCCCAAAACACAUACAUUGAAAGUGCCUCAUCUGAAUAAAAUGACUUGUGUUUUUCCAUUGGAAUCUGCUAA
Molecule: messenger RNA, 6289 nt
Organism: Callithrix jacchus (white-tufted-ear marmoset)
Lineage: Eukaryota; Metazoa; Chordata; Mammalia; Primates; Cebidae
Source: RefSeq, a predicted model, not a curated record